Messenger RNA from Daucus carota subsp. sativus, 1738 nucleotides. RefSeq names its product WD-40 repeat-containing protein MSI4. Gene Ontology annotation, cellular component: nucleus. Gene Ontology annotation, biological process: chromatin remodeling; regulation of DNA-templated transcription. The coding region runs from base 110 to 1561 and encodes 483 amino acids. NCBI's taxonomy places the organism in Eukaryota, Viridiplantae, Streptophyta, Magnoliopsida, Apiales, Apiaceae. The transcript has 15 exons. Gene Ontology annotation, molecular function: histone binding; nucleosome binding. The record is from RefSeq and is a predicted model, not a curated record.
CGAGAAUAAGACCAGCCGUUGCUGCUGGUUGUAACUUAGCGAGGUUGCAAUAAAAGUUUCUGAGUGUCAGAGAAAGAGAGAGAGUGAGAAAUUGAGAGAGAGAGAUUCAAUGGAAUCAACACCAACAGCGCAGCAGCCGAAGAAGAGAGGAAGGCCAAAGGGUUCGAAGAGCAAGGAGGAGAGAGAGACGCCGUCUUCUGUUAAGAGCAGUUCUGUUGUGAAGAUGCGAGGCACGGCUGAGAAGAAAGUGGUGGGUGCUGGUGUGGAUGAUAAGUAUACUCAGUGGAAGAGCCUUGUUCCCGUUCUUUAUGACUGGUUUGCUAACCACAAUCUCAUCUGGCCCUCUCUUUCUUGCCGGUGGGGUCCUCUGCUUGAGGAAGCAAACCAAAAGAAUCGACAACGCAUUUACCUCUCCGAACAGACUGAUGGCAGUGUACCAAAUACACUGGUUAUUGCAAACUGUGAUGUAGUUAAAAAAAGGGUCGCAGCAGGGGACCACAUUGCUAAUUUCAAUGAGGAAUCACGCUCGCCGUUCGUGAAGAAGUACAAAACUAUAAUACAUCCCGGAGAGGUGAACAGAAUAAGAGAGUUUCCUCAGUACAACAGCAUUGUGGCAACACAUACAGACUGUCCGGAGGUUCUCAUAUGGGAUAUUGAGGCUCAACCGAACCGCCAUGCAGUCUUUGGAGCUGCUGAAUCUCGCCCAGAUUUGGUACUGACUGGGCACGAGGAUAAUGCAGAAUAUGCCCUUGCGAUGUCUCCUACUGAGCCAUAUGUGCUCUCUGGAGGGAAAGACAAAAAUGUAAUCUUGUGGAGUUUGCAAGAUCAUAUAGCUGCAGCUUCUGGCGGGUCGAUUAUUAAAGCUGCUGAAAACCCUUCUAUCGCUCCUCGCGGGAUAUUUAAAGGCCACGAGGAUACUGUUGAAGACGUGCAAUUUUGCCCAUCUAGUGCACAGGAAUUUUGCAGCGUUGGAGAUGAUUCAUGUCUGAUACUUUGGGAUGCUCGAACUGGUUCCAACCCUGUAAUCAAGGUUGAAAAGGCUCACAAUGCUGAUGUUCACUGUGUUGAUUGGAAUCCUCUUGAUAUAAACCUUAUUUUAACUGGGUCUGCAGAUCAUUCUGUUUGCAUGUUUGAUCGCCGAAAUUUAAGUUCUCCUGUUCAUAAAUUUGAAGAUCACAAAGCAGCUGUUCUCUGUGUUCAGUGGUGCCCAGACAAGUCAUCUGUAUUUGGAAGCUCUGCGGAGGAUGGUUCUCUGAACAUCUGGGAUUAUGAGAGGAUUGGGAAAAAGGAACUAGGGACCAGAUCGCCUAAUUGUCCUCCAGGGUUAUUUUUCAAGCAUGCAGGACACAGAGAUAAAGUUGUUGACUUCCAUUGGAAUGCGUCGGACCCAUGGACAGUCGUCAGUGUAUCUGACGACGUUGACACCUCUAAUGGAGGUGGUACACUACAGAUAUGGCGCAUGAGUGACUUGAUUUACAGACCAGAGGAGGAGGUUCUGGCUGAGCUUGAGCAGUAUAAAGCUCAUGUGGUGGAGUGUACUUCCAAGUCCCCUAAAAUUUGAUGUAGCUAAUUUAGCUUUAGACUCUGUUAUUGCAUUAGUUUAUGGAGAUGUAGGGAAGAAUGAGCUGGUAAGUGACUGCUGGUUUUUGAUAUCGCAAUUUGAAUGUUGAGCACUGUGAUAAUGGGUGGAAUUUGAAUGUGUAGUGCAUGGUUAUUUAUGUUAAGAUUUCGAGAUACA